Messenger RNA from Mercenaria mercenaria, 3110 nucleotides. RefSeq names its product mucolipin-3-like. The coding region runs from base 282 to 2222 and encodes 646 amino acids. Gene Ontology annotation, molecular function: NAADP-sensitive calcium-release channel activity. Gene Ontology annotation, cellular component: plasma membrane; lysosomal membrane. The transcript is spliced from 14 exons. NCBI's taxonomy places the organism in Eukaryota, Metazoa, Mollusca, Bivalvia, Venerida, Veneridae. The record is from RefSeq and is a predicted model, not a curated record.
GUCACGAUGUGUUCUACGUAUUAGAAACGAAACUGGAUUAAUCUGUAUGCAACGUAUCUAGAAGAAAGCUAUCUAGGGCACUGCAUUAUACUAUAGCGUUUUCUGCUUAUAAGAAACUUUUUUGAACAAUAGAUUAGUCAUUUGGAUAUUUUUAUUUGCAAAGGACUUAUCUUUGUUAAAUCUCGAGUAAAGCAAUAAAUGAAAUGAAACUUUUGUUUUGCUAACGAAAAAAAACUAUAAUUGAUUAGUUGGAAACGUUCUUUGAGAUACAGUUUAGAAGAAUGGAAUUGACCGAUAAUGCAAAUGGGAACAGGACAAGUAAAGAAGGUGCGGACCAAAGAACAGAUUAUGAGGAUGAAGCUCGGAGACUUCGCAGAUUAUUGAGGCUUUAUUUCUACGCAGCUUUCAAAUGGAAGGGAAACACGUGCUACUUCCAUCUCAUCUACUGUUUUUUCUUUUUGAUACAGAUAACUAAAGUUGCUCUUUUAACGACACAGAUGUUUCACUUUGGAUAUGACCGGGGUAACUUCAGUUCAAGCGUCAAUAGGGGACACCUCACCCUUCGUCAUCUCCUCCUUGAACACUGGGACGCGAGUUGGGAAACCCUUCCAUAUCCCCCUGCACAAGGAGACUUUGCCGUGUAUACGAUAAGUGAUCUAGAGAGCGGUAUUAACUACGCUGUGCAAAACUACUACAAUGCAGAAAAAGAAGCAAUAGGAUACUACAUCAGAACACCUGACGAUAAAAUGAUUGCGACAGUGAAAUACUUUGACUUUCCUGGUUUUCAUGAUUCCCAUGUUGAAGAUGGAAUUCUCAUAUCUGACAAAACAUUUCCGAUCGACAAAGGCCUGACAUCAAAGGCAACACCUGAGAAUAAGACACUGUAUAGCUACAAUAUAUCACGCGAAUUUGAAUAUUUACAGUUGUCACAGCCAAUUAAAAGAAUGUUGUCUACAACUCUACAUUUCACGUUGCACUCUGUUCGCUCCCAUGCAGACAGUAAGAAAGCUACAUGUCUGAGGAUAGAGGGUUCGGUGGAAUUUUCUGAUCUUGAUAAUAAUGGUCAGGUAACGGUAGAUCUUGACACGCAUUCCAGAAGAAUCAGAUGUCGAAAUAUGAAUCUGUCAGUAUCAGACUGGCAACUGGAAAAUGCCUCAGAAAUAUUUGGUACUGCGGUUAUUGUAUUCACCAUCGUCUCGAUGAUUAUUACGGGGUUAACCAUACUAUUUGCAGUCUUUACCUUCUUGAAAACAAAACAGUUUAUGAAGAAACACUACAGAUCGUACUACCGACCCGUUGAUAAGGACGAAAUUGAUCUACCCACAUCAGAAUACUUACGUUUUAUAAAACACUGGGAUAUUUCAGUUAUUGUUUCUGACGUUAUGACGUUGUACGGAACAGUAUGGAUUGUGUUUAAUACAGUGCACAGUGAAUGGGUUCUGGAAGUAUUGGAUUCUUACACAGUGUGGCUCGGUGUCGGGUGUGUUCUUGCGUGGCUCAGUCUUCUUCGGUUCUUCAAAUUCCAUAAUAAAUUCCAUCUAUUAUUUAGCACAUUAUACCGUGCUUUCUGGGAUGUGAUUGCAUAUCUCAUAUGCGUUGCUGUGUUAUACAUUGGUUUUUGGGUGUGUGGGUAUGUUGUAAUGGCUCCAUAUCAUGUCAAGUUUAAAACGCCCGAAGCUGCUGCUGAAACGUUGUUUGCUGUUGUAAAUGGUGAUGAAAUAUAUGCCACAUUAGCUAUUCUUGAAUCUGACAAGAGCGGGGGUAACUGGGUGUGGUGGUUCUCUAGGUUCUAUAUUGGAGCAUAUGUUGCUAUAUUCACCAUCGUUGUCAUCAAUCUGCUGAUAGCACUGUUCAUGAGCGCUUACGAAUCCAUCAAGUCAUACUACGAGGACAAACCAGAUGAAAGAGAAUUGGGCCCGAUGGAAAAAGCGUUACGCCGUGUUCUGGAGCAAAAGGCAGAGAGAAGCAAUUUGCGUUCUUCAAUAUAUGAUUUAAUGACCGAAGGGAAAGCACUCUCCAAAGAAGAAUCAUCACUUAGACUGGAACUUGCAAAACUUGUUCGAGUUUCAAAAAGCAAGAAUGACGUGGUUCUCCUGAAGCCAAGGACAUUGAAAGCGUUUAUGGAAGAUGCAGAUGACAAAAGUAAAAAGACAAAAUGCGGUUGCAUCUCUUGUUCUUUCACUUUGUUUUCUGCAAAUGAUCAGGAAUCUGAAGGUAAAUAAUGGUACAAUAUAUAAUGGCUAUUGAGGGACGAUAAAACUAUUGAAUUCAGGUGGCAGUAAAGUGUCAAUGGUUUAAACGUUGAAGACCCAGGCUUGAUAAAAUUAUCAGGCUGAUAAAAAGGAAACGUUCAGACAUAUUCCAGAGGACCCAUGCUGGAUAAAAUUAUCAGGCUGAAAAAUAGUAACGUUCAGACAAUUUCCAAGAGACCCAGGCUGGAUAAAAUUAUCAGGUUGAGAAAUAGUAAUGUUCAGACAAUUUCAAGAAGAUCCAGGCUGGAUAAAAUUAUCAGGCUGAAAAAAGCUUGCCUCAAGAUGUACAUUCAAGCUACUUUUAGCUCGAGUUAAUAUGAAAUCCAUUUAAGGCAUACUACAUAGAACUGGAAUACCCUCAUUUAAUGUCUGGCACAAAUGUAUAAGAAUAUAGCUCAUGAAAUGUUAUUUCAUUUUUUUCACAACAAGGCAUUUGACAUUUCCAUAUACUUAGAUAGUGUAUACAUAGUAUCUAAAGUUAUCAUCUGUAUUAUGUUCAUCACUGCAAUGACAAUUCAAUUGACUAGUCACAUUUUGAAUUCCUGCAUGACCUAAUUGAAGCUGUAAAACAUUUGAGACUAUAUCCGGAAAAAUAUGUUAUUUGCAACAUGUUUUAUGAAUUGGAUGAAAACAUUUAGGGUUAAGGCUGUGCACAUUUCAUAAUCAAACAUUUUAACAUAAUUCAUCGAGACUGAUGUACUUUUGGAAGAAACAGUCUCUACAAACAUGCUUGAAUCAGUCAUAGUAGUAAUGAUAAUUAAUCAAACUAUGUUUGUCAAGUUUAAAUUAUAUACACAUUCGAUCUGUAAAGCUGUUCGUUUCUUAUUGAUUGAUAUCAAAUAAAGUUUCAUUUAUUUA